GUUUUUCGUCUUCCUGAGGCGAAUCGAAUCCAGCUCCGGGGCGGUUUCUGUUGUCCGUGCAGUUAACGCACUGGACAGGAGGCCUGUGUAGAACAAGGAAGCCCGGAACUUGCGAAGGGAAAGGACGAAGCUCGAGCUGUCGGACCUGUUCAACGAUCUGGUUACGUUUUGUUUUUAAGCAAAGAUUCAUUGAACCUUAAUUGACAUCAAAGGUCAACGCAGGUGCAUCACCAGUGGAUUAAAAUGGCAGAACAUAAUACUUACGGACACCUCAUGAAGGCAUUCUUUUGCUUUUAAGCAAAGGUGGUUGUAUUUAGGUAUCCUGAAAAAUCGGAAUACAGUUACCUGCAAAGACCUUUUCUUGAAUUACUAAUUGCGUACAGGCAGGCCUGUGAUCUGGGCCAAACAUGUCUACCUCUUCACUACGUCGUCAAAUGAAAAAUAUUGUACAUAAUUAUUCAGAGGCAGAAAUCAAAGUGAGAGAGGCCACAUCAAAUGACCCAUGGGGACCAUCCAGUUCUCUUAUGUCAGAGAUUGCUGAUCUCACCUACAAUGUUGUGGCAUUCUCAGAAAUCAUGAGCAUGAUAUGGAAACGACUUAAUGACCAUGGCAAAAACUGGCGACACGUUUAUAAAGCCAUGACUCUAAUGGAAUAUUUAAUUAAAACUGGUUCAGAACGUGUGGCACAGCAGUGCAAAGAAAACAUAUAUGCUAUACAGACCCUGAAAGAUUUCCAGUAUGUGGAUAGAGAUGGAAAAGACCAGGGAGUUAAUGUCAGAGAGAAGGCGAAACAAUUGGUCUCUUUACUGAAGGAUGAUGAGAGGCUGAAAGAAGAGAGAGCACAUGCCCUUAAGACCAAGGAAAAACUGGCUCAGACAUCAACAUCAUCUUCUGGAUCAUCAACUAUGAACCCAACAACAGAGGCUGAGCAAGCAUGGCCUCAGAGCAGUGGUGAAGAAGAACUUCAGCUUCAACUGGCUCUGGCCAUGAGUAAAGAAGAAGCGGAGCAGGUAAGAGCAAAGCCCCCUGUUGUGGUCGAAGAGGAACUGCAGCUUCAGCUUGCGCUUAGCUUGAGCAAAGAGAAACAUGACAAGGAGGAAAGGAUCAGGCGUGGAGAUGACCUGAGACUCCAAAUGGCCAUUGAAGAAAGUAAGAAAGAAGCACCUUCUACACAGGAAGAGUCUUCCCUAAUGGAUUUAGCUGAUGUUUUCACCUCUCCUGCUUCUGUGGUUGCUGCUUCAGACCCAUGGGAGCCAUCAGGGGCUCCUGCAACAGAUCCAUGGUCUAGCACAGCUACAACUUCCCCAUUACCAGCAGUGACAGACCCAUGGGUUGAACUGCCUGCUGCAGGUGUUACCAGUAGUGAUCCCUGGGCACCAGGUAUCCAGACAAACCCAGCUUCCAAUGACCCUUGGGGAGGAACCUCAGCAGUUUCCUCUGUAGAUGCCAAAUCUGUGUCUGAUCCGUGGAAUCCGGGAGGUGCAACAGCUUCAAGUAAUGAUCCUUGGCCUAAUAGCUCUCCUGUUACACAUUCUGGUAAUCACCAUGCUGAUCCUUGGGCACCUUCUACUUUUUCCGACCCAUGGAGAGGAUCAUCUUUGAAACCAAGUGCAAAUGGAGGUGUGGGCGAAUUAGAUCUCUUGGCUGGAGAAGUUGCUAUAUCUUGUUCUCUGGGAUCCCAGAGCCCAGAUGCCUUUGACAUGGCAGGAGUUCAUGAAGCAUUGCCUGAUUCCUCCAAACCCACUCGAAAAACUCCAGAGUCUUUCCUGGGGCCCAAUGCUGCACUGGUAGAUUUGGACUCUUUGAUCUCCAAGCCUACUGUACAGAACAUGAAAACAUCUAACCCUUUUCUUGUCACAGGUUCCAUCAAUACUACCACGACAAAUCCAUUCCAGCCCACUCAACAAUCUUCUCUUACUUUGAACCAACUUCGUUGUAGCCCUGUGAUGACAUUAGGACAGCCUGUAACACCAGCAAUCCAAACGCCUGCAACUAUUCCAUUUAGUUCUGUGCCUCCCAUUGCUCCUGGAAUCCCUCUAUCAAGUGCAUCACAAGUGGUUGGAUUGCAGUCUGUGACUGGCUUGCCAGUUGCUGCAGUGGCUCCUGGUGUACCUGCAGUCAGUUUGUCUACAAUGAUGCCACAGCAUUUGGUUACAAAGCCACUUGUCCCAAAUUUAUCAACACAAGCUGUAACGCCUACUACUACUAACCCAUUCCUAUUAUAAGUAAAGUCAUAAGAUGAUUUUUAGGUGUGAUAACAGGAGAUAUAAAUCAAGAAUACUAUCUAAUACUACCAGAAAAAGUCCCACAUUAAUGGCGUCUUAUUUACAUGGAAAAACCAAAUGUGUCCCUUAAACGUAACUUUUAUUAGACCCAAAUAACAACAAAAGUAAAACACAAUAUACAGUCUUUGUAAAGGAGGGUAUCCUACCCAAAAACAUCUAAGUUUAACUGCAGGCUUGUCUUAAUAGAUAUCGUCUGAUGUUCUCUGGUGGAAGCAAACAUUACCAAAAAGAAACAAUAUACCAGUGUUCCCCUAAUUCACUGCACAAUUAAUUUUAGCCAGCACCCUAACUUAGUGAAACAUGCAAAACCUCACAGCACGUCAGACAGUAUCUACUAGCAUUCGUUUAUAUUAGUCUUGGGUAUGGUUCCCUUUUUAGGAUAGCUUUUAAGUGUUUAUUGUCAUUAUUAUUCUAUUCUGUUUUUGGAUCUAAUUAAAGUUAUGUAUUCUUUGUCUUCUUUUAGGGGCCCCCACCAUAUUUUUCUCUUAGCAUGGCUAUUAAUCUUUCUGGUCCCACUACAUUCUUUAAAAUAGUGACAGAGCUUCACCUACUACACCUGACCUCAUAUAAACAGCAAGAUUAUUUACCAAGAUCAUUUCUGGUAACAAAUCCUUAUUUACUGUGUGCUUUUUUUUUGUGCUCUCAAAAAGUAUAAUUUUGUCACCCAGGCCAAGAAAGUAAAACCACUGAAAAAGCAGGCCUAACUAUAAAAAUUGCAUAUGCAGAUUGCUGUACAUUCUUUGUACAUUGAUAAUGUCAAUGUAAUUUUCAGUCAUCGUUAUUUCUCAAUAAUAAUUAGCCACAUAUUUAAAUAUAUGCUGGCCAGUUGUUUCCUCCUAGCUUGAGUCACUUUUGAAACUUUAUAGUGCCAUUAUAUAUUUUCUUAUCCGAUAUGCAAAAUAACAUUUGCUUAAACAUAUUUUAAAACAAAAUGGCAUCUACAUUUAACAUCAGAUGUUAUCCAAAAAAAGUCUUAACCAA
This is a messenger RNA of Spea bombifrons (plains spadefoot toad), 3266 nucleotides long. RefSeq names its product epsin 1 (gene EPN1). The transcript is spliced from 10 exons. Gene Ontology annotation, molecular function: clathrin binding; phospholipid binding. The record is from RefSeq and is a predicted model, not a curated record. Gene Ontology annotation, cellular component: plasma membrane; clathrin vesicle coat; endosome. The coding region runs from base 408 to 2225 and encodes 605 amino acids. NCBI's taxonomy places the organism in Eukaryota, Metazoa, Chordata, Amphibia, Anura, Pelobatidae. Gene Ontology annotation, biological process: endocytosis.